UGCCAAUUCUCUACAAGCAGCACACACGAUGACGAUGAGUGAGGUGAAGAACACCGCGCUUGGCGUGGUGUGUGGGCUGGUUUCUGGUGCGACGGUGAUUGCUGGGCUGGAGCACGUCGGGCACACCAUCUUCGGCACGCCCAAGGGCUUGCACAAGGACACGCCGUAUGAGGAGGCAAAGGAGAUCAUUCGCGCGCACGUGCGGGAGGCGUCGCCGCUGUCGCUGCUGUGGGUCAUUGGCGCACACGGGUGCGGCUCCUUCGUUGGCGGCUACGUCGCUUACAAGUUCUCUAGCUCGGCCAUCAUCGGGCGCAGCGCGGGCGUGGUUGGCAGCAUGUUCCUCGCCGGCGGCAUUGCAAACAUCGCCGCCAUCCCACACCCGUGGUGGUGGUCUGUGUGCGACGUCCUCGUCUACUUUCCCACAGCGUACGCCGGCGCCACCAUUGUAACCAAACAAACGCCUCUCUUGUGA
This is a messenger RNA of Salpingoeca rosetta, 472 nucleotides long. RefSeq lists its product as uncharacterized. The transcript has a single exon. Bases 29 to 472 code for a protein of 147 amino acids. Lineage: Eukaryota; Choanoflagellata; Craspedida; Salpingoecidae. The record is from RefSeq and is a predicted model, not a curated record.